This is a messenger RNA of Prunus mume (Japanese apricot), 786 nucleotides long. Lineage: Eukaryota; Viridiplantae; Streptophyta; Magnoliopsida; Rosales; Rosaceae. The record is from RefSeq and is a predicted model, not a curated record.
AAUUCAUAUAGACUUGAAGUUGGUUAACACGAUUACAGCACACAAAUAUCUGAAGAACCAACCAACUAGUUCUUCUAAAUGAUACAAAACAUCACAAGUUCGAAUCCACUUCCUUAAUAACACAAAAAAAAGAAAAAAAAGAAGAGGGAGAAUCAAAAGCACACAAACGUAAUUAAACUGACGCUGAUGAGUAGGGCACUAAAUAUUAAGAAGCAGAAAGAAACAAAAGACACCAGUAGUAGUAGUAGCGGCCGAUCAUUUGGGGGAUUAAUGUCCGUAGCAACCCCUGUUGGUGUUUGGGGGAAUGCAGUGCUCUGUCUUGGUUGUCUUGUUUGGCUUGCCAUGGCAGCUUGGAUCACCCGGUCGGUUACAGGCACUUUGGCCAGCAAUCAACGACACCCCAACUGUAGAAUCAGGAAUUGUCUGGAGGAGCCUUAUGCUGAAUUCCGAGUCCAGCAUGAACUCCAAGUCAAAGUCCAACUCAGAGUGUGCAAUUCGGCAGGCCGUGUCGGUGAGGCCGUUGCACCGGGAGGUGGAGUAGCCACCGGUGACGACGCUGGUGUUAAUGUGGAUGCCAAUGCCAUGGCUUGUGGUGAGCAGGACCAUGGCCAUCAUCACCAUCAUCAGCUUCAUUGCUCCUCCUGAGUGACUCAUCUUUUGUUUUUUUUCUUCUUCUUUUUCUGCUGCAUGCACUCCUCAAACACUGUAUGUAUAUAAUAUAGAAAAGUACUUUACCUCUUUUCUUUACUCUUCUUUUUUUCUUGAUUCGAUGGAUAGUCUAUUCUA